This is a messenger RNA of Cinara cedri, 5045 nucleotides long. NCBI's taxonomy places the organism in Eukaryota, Metazoa, Arthropoda, Insecta, Hemiptera, Aphididae. The record is from the annotation of a GenBank genome assembly.
CCGUCGACAUUUUUAUGGUACUAUUUUGUUGGAAGCGUUUGUUUUUUGUGUUGGUUUAUAAUUUUUUUUUUUUUUUAUAAUUUGGAACAGAUCUGUUCGUGUCACGUAAGCCCGCUGGGUACGUAAUGUCUUCGUCGUCUUCAACAUCCUCCUACGUAGUCGUCAAACAGGAAAACGAAGACACCAGUCAAGUUCCCAUUGUUAACAUGGCCCCUAUUCCCGCUUAGUACGUAUUUAUAUGGACAACUAUAUAGCUAUUAUAUAUAAUUAGUUAUUAUUUGCUUGAAUUACUUGGACUUGAAAAUUAAUACGUUCUAAAAGUGUACUUCCUGUAUAAUCAAAAAUUGCUUUGUUCUGGUAUGUUUGGAGUGCAUUUUGGAUACUUUUAGACCAACUUUGAGUUUAUGAAAAUUCAAAAUACCUCAUGUUUAUUGUUCAAAUUCAAAUUUAUAAUUAAGAAUUUUUCAACAAACAUUUUAAAAAUUUCAAAAACGAUGUAUUUUACAUUCAGACAAAGGUAAUCUGGUAGUCCUUGUUAUUGGUUUAUACAUAUUUUCGAUUUAAUAUUUUCCAAUAUUUUAACAUUAUUCUAUUAUUGUUUAUAAUACAGAACAAUUUAAUUUAAUAAAAUUAAAUAAUAUUAGAUAAAAAAUUGUGUAUGAAUCUAUGGCCUAUAAUCAUAAUGUUAUUGGAAUGAAAUUAUACUAACCUAUUGUGCUUAUUUUUUAAUUUUAAAAAUAUUAAAGUAAAUUUGUUUUUUGGCUAAUAUAUACCUCCUACUAUAUAGUAGAAAUAGUCUACUAUGUAGUGACUAUAAAAAAACCUAUUACCUAUUUUAAAUUGAGUGAAGGGAUUUUUUUUAAACAUAUUGGUGGUUAGAUUUAUAACCUCAAGAUACACAAAUAAUUUCUAUAAUUUACUUGAAUAAAUUAUAAAUAAGUAAUUUAAGUAUUAUACCAGACAUACUAUGUGCUCGGUUUAAAAGGAAUUUAGUGGAAUGAAGUAGCCAUUUACCUUUUUUAUCUAAAACAAAUUAAUUUAUAUUGUUGGGAGGUCUUUAAAAUAUUUACACAUAUUUAUUAUCAAACAAUGUGUAUAGAAUUAUAUAUCUAUACAAAAAAUGUCUUCAAAAUUAUUGUAAUUAUAUGACAUUUUAGAUAAAUUUUUAUUAGGUCUAAAAAUAAUAAUGCACCCUGAUUAAAUAAAGACAAUACAAUUAAUAAUUUAAAUUAUUUUGGUUGAAGCCAAGUCAUUAAGUACAAAUGUGUUUAAUUUAAUUAAGAAAACUUAACUCCAAAAUAAUAAUUAAAAAAAAAAAAGUCUUAUCAUAGUCUCUACCUAUUCAAUUCCCUCAUAAAAUCUGAAAUCAAUUUCAAAACCAAAAUGAAAUCAUACCACAUAAUUAUUAACCUUUCUGGUCAUAGGAAAUAUAAAAUAUGACCCUCUGCAACUAGGGAAUCCAUCAUUUAUAGAAUAUACAUCUCAUUCAGUCUUUCUAACAGUUCUUCGCUCCAUUACUGGCUUCUUUUCUGUGUGACUAGAAAAUCUAUACAUGGCAACUUAAAUUAAAAAAUUAUAUCAAAUUAAUGAUUCAAAAUCUUAAAAAUACCUAUGCAUACAAAUAUAGUCUAUAGCGAGUGUUAAAAAAGUUUAAUUAAUUAAAUUAUAAAGGUAUUGUUGUAUAGUUAUUAUUUAUGUUCUGUAAAACAAUAAUGUAAGUAAAUCAAAGAGUCGCUUACCUUCUUAAAAAUAUAUCUAAUGGCUAACUAUUUUUAACAUAUAUUUAAAGCUCUGAAAUUCAUUGUCUUAGAUCUUGGAAUAAAUUGUUUAGUAAUAUGUAUAGUACUAUGGUCAGUAAUGUUUAGUUGAUUAACCUGUUUAGAUUUUAAGUUUAAAAAAUAUAUAGGUAUCCAUUUUUCAAUUAAAUCAAUUUUAUAAACAAAUACUUUAAUUUAAUAACAAUAAUCAUAUGUUUAUUAUGUUGAAUCAAUUAUAAAAUAAGAUAUGUAUAAUUAUGAUAUAUUUAUGAACACAAAAAGUAGGGGUUAAUUUAAAAUAAGCUGUUAUCAAUGACUAUUUAUUAAACUUAAAUUAACUAUUUUAUAUUCUCAUUCAUAUAUUAAUAUAUUUAAAAAAAAAUAUUCUGAUUUUUUAAAGUAUACUUCUUCAUAACUCAAAUCUAAGUUCUAAUGUUCUUAAUUUGGUUUCUUUUGAACAAUUUAUAAUUAUAUGAGAUCCUGUUAUACUAUUAUACUAUGAUUGUACAAAUAAUUUCUAUAUAAAUUACUAUAAUGUAAUUAUUUAAAUAAAGAGAAUAAUCAACUAUCAAUAUUAACCCCUUUCCAAAUAAAAUCUUGUUUAUUAUUUUUUAUCUUUUUAUUAAUAUAAUUAAUUUCUAUUAGGUACACAAUUUAGUACAAACUAAAUUUAAUUUUGUUACACAAUUAAUCCAUAAAUCUAUCUCAGUGGUUUAUAAAUAUAUUGUUUUUCAUUUUGUUAUUAAGAAUUAACUUGAUUAAUCAACAAAAUGUACUGGAAUGUUUAAAUAUUGAUCAUCUAUUAAAAUAAUUUUAAUUCCAUACUAAUUUAGUUCUAUAAAUCAUUAUUAUUGUAUCUAAUAUUAACAAUCUAUCAUUAUUACUUAUAUAUAUCUUUAAUUGUGCCAUACACAUACUAUAUGAUUUCACAAAAUUGUAUUACUUUUAAGUGGCGAGAGCCAAAGGGACUGUAUUAGAAGAAACUAGUUCUUUGAGAUUUAUAAACUACAUGUAUAAAUUUAUGUUGUUAAUACAUUUUUAUUCAUCAUAAUAACAUUUUCUUAGUAAUUUGGCUCACAUGGCAAUUUUGGUUCUGAUAGUAGGAAAUCACAUGUACCAAAUCAUUUUUUAAUCUAAUACCUAAUUAACUUAUCCUAAGAUUUAAAUAUAUAUUAAAUUCAUUUUCCUUUAAUUAAUUUUGUUUUUCUUAGUAAACGAAGACGAAAUGAAAAACCUGGAAAAGGUUUACGCCAUUUUGCCAUGCGUGUAUGUGAAAAAGUGCGUAGUAAAAUGGUAACUACUUAUAAUGAAGUAGCAGAUGAACUUGUUGCUGAGUAUCCAGAGGGUAGUAAUACUGAACAAGUAAGUUAAAAUAUAAAUACAUUGGAGAUUUUAUGAUUGACAGUAUAAAAAUUAAAUUAUUUAUAAAUAAUAUUAAUUUUAAUUCUUAGAAUUUCAGUUUAUAAUUUUCUUAAAAUUUUAGUAUGAGGUAGACACAAUGGAAAAUUACCAAAAACAAAGUUCAAUUGUUUUUGUUUAAAAAAUGUAUUUUUUUUUAUUAUCAAUAUUUUUCAAAUUAAAUGAUUUAUUGUAAUUCUUACAUUUUCAAAAAUGUAUACUAUUUUAUACACUGACUUUUCUGAAAUCUAUUAGGUUUAUUUCUAAUAUGAUUUUAUUACUUAUAAUUUAAAAAUAAACUGUGUUUAUUAAUUUUGUUUAUUUUUAUUGUCUUUUAGUAUGACCAAAAAAAUGUAAGGAGACGAGUGUAUGAUGCUUUAAAUGUUUUGAUGGCCAUGAAUAUUAUAUCAAAAGAAAAAAAAGAAAUUAAAUGGAUAGGUUUGCCUGUGACUUCAUUUCAGGAGUCUUCAACAUUAACUCGAGAACGAGAUGAUAUAAUAGCACGCCUUAAUGCAAAACAAGCUGUAUUGCAAGAUUUAAUUGUUCAAGUAAGUAAUAUUUUAACUGAAAAAUGUAUUUUUAACAUGAAUAUGUUUUGUUUAUGUUUACAGCAAGUUACGUUUAAGCAACUUGUUGAAAAAAAUAAAAAGUAUGAACACAUACAUGGUCGGCCCUCUUCUGCUUCAGUUCUUAGCUUACCAUUUAUUGCCAUUAAAGCUGAUACUGGAACUGUAAUUGAUUGUAGUAUUUCUCAAGACAAGUUAGUUAUUUGCUAUAAUUAUCAAUAAUAUUAAUAGUAUAUAAAUGGUUUUUUUCCCAGGAAAGAAUAUUUAUUUGGGUUUAGUAACAGUUAUGAAAUUGUUGAAGACAUGGAUUUAUUAAAAAGCAUGAAUCUGUCACUAGGUAUAUAUUCAAAUAUUUAUAAUACAAUUUAGUUCUGUUAAUAAUUUUUUUGUUCUUUAUAUAUAUAUAUAUACUUAGGUCUUAAUACAGGUACAAGUACUGCAGAACAAUUAGAAAAAGCAAAAUCAUGUGUACCGAAAAAAUUACAUGAAUUCUUAUCACGUAUGUAUAAUAUUGUAUUUUACAUAUCAACAACAUAUAUAAAUGGCAAAUUUAUUAGGAAUAGCCGUUGAAACAUCAACUAUGGAAGUAGUAGAAGAAACCCCAACAAAAAAGUUCAAAUCCAGCUAAAGUGAGAUGAUUUUUGUAUUGACCAAGGCCUAAUUAAUAUUAGGAAUUUGAAUCGAAAUUACUUUAUUUUUUACAAUACCUUAUCUUAAGUUAUGUUAAUUUAAGAAAACUCACAUUGCUUAUUAAUGCAUGAACAAUUUUGGUGUUAUCGGUACAGUAUAUGUUUUUUUUUUUUUUACAAAUGAUGAUAUAUAGUACGAUGGGUAUUUUACUCUCUAUAAAAUCUUGGAAUUAUUUAUCUUUUGAUAUGAUUAAUUUUAAAAUAAUGAAAUUCAAAAUAUUGUUAUACGAUUAUUAUUUAACAUCAAAUGAUGUUAAAUGGAUUAAACGAUACUUAAAGCACUGAACUGCAUCAUUGUAGGAGAAAGGAGUUUUUAUAUUUUAGAAUACUUAAUUAUAAUAUACGUAUAAUACUUAAAUGUAUGCAUUUUAGUAUAAGGAAAAAUAUAUAUCAUACUAUAUUAUAUGAGAGAAAAAGAACGAGUUUAAUGUGCCAUAACAAGGACUGUAUAAUGUUAUGGUAUAAAAGUAUUUUUGUUGAAUUUUUCGUGGUACCUAUAUCUGAAUUUAUUGUGCAUUGUAUCGAUAAUACCAUUGUGUCUUUAAGAAAGUAUUAAUUUAACACAUAACAUUUAUGUUGAUACAAACACUGAAAUAUUUGUAAUAUUAUGUUAAUACGAACACUGAAAUAUUUGU